Molecule: messenger RNA, 682 nt
Organism: Entrophospora candida
Lineage: Eukaryota; Fungi; Glomeromycota; Glomeromycetes; Entrophosporales; Entrophosporaceae
Source: the annotation of a GenBank genome assembly
ACAACAUCAUAAUAAAGAAAAUAAAGAAGCUGCUGCUAUCCCAGCAAAUCCAUUGGCUGGAAUUAAAGAUCAUUUAACAAAAUAUGGAAUAAUUACUUUAUUCGAUAGAGAGUAUCCAUAUAUGAAAAAGCUUUAUGAUACACUUGGUAAUGAAAGGAUGAACUUAUAUAGACAGCAGUGGAAUAAGAAGAAUAGUAAAAAAGAAGAGAAUGAAAGAUUGAAGAUUGGUGAUAAACAUGAUGGGAUUCUUUACAUGAAUUUACAUGGUGAAAGUGCCCAAGUAGGAUUUGUUGAAGUGGCUGGCAAUGCAUUUGAUAAAGAUCUGGCUAAUUGUAAUCACGAUUUGACAAAGCUAUUGAAGGCAAUGUCACUUUCUAUUUGGAGUCAACAUGAACACAUCAAUUUUAAUAAUUUGAAAUUAAUGUCAUUUGCUGUGCUUGUUCAUGGUAAAAAAGUCCAUUUAUUAAUAAUGCAUUCAAUUGAUGGAAAAAACAUUAUUAAAAAUUUUGAUGAAUUUUAUCUCCCUUCAACUAAUAUAUGCCUUUUGAGAAUGAAGGAAAUAAUCUUUUCAAUAUUAAGAUUUAAAAUAAGAGUUAGUAAUUAUUAUGAUAUGUUAACCCAUUAUCCUAGAAAGGUUACAAGAUCUCCAAAUUCUACUCCUCCAGAUUCAUCAUCAAAAUGA